GCUUUCUAUACAAUUUUCCCUCAUUUGAUAGAAAUUUUCCCUUGAAAAUAGCUUUGUUUCUGUCACUAAUCGUCUGAGAAUUUCUUUCGCUCAGGUAAAAUUAGUUUUGAACGGGAUGGUUGAGGAAUACAAAUGUAGAUUUUGCCCUGCAGUCUUUUCGACGCCUCGUGCUCUUCGGGGACAUCACAGAAGCCACAGAUCAGAAAAUAUUGAUGAAAAAAUUCAAGAGACAUUGAAUCUUCCUGCAAAGCGUGUCGCUUUACCGUCUCCGCGAGAACAAGAAAAGCGAAUUGCGGUACCGGAAAAUGAAAGGCAGGUUGGAGGACGUGGCUAUGGUGUUUCGAACCUGCAACCUCCUCUUCGUUUUCCUUCUUCCACUACAUUUACAGUUCUUCCUACAGGACUGGCUCCGCCUCAGACUCAGCGACCCGACAUUAAAAAUUUAGACCCAGAACUUCUUUGCAGAGCACCAAAAUGUUAUCCUGUAGUUUCCAGCGCUGACACACAACAAUUUCAGCCGCAAGCACAAUAUCUUUUCAUUCAUGAUCCACGGCAAUUUGAACAACAAUUAGAUAAUGAUAUGCUGCAUUUCCCUGCUAUUGGCUCUCCGGAUAAUUUCAAGGGUGUUUCGCAACAUAAUUUGGUGAAUUCUUCUUCUAGUAGUCUUCCAAGUGUUGUUGAUCGUGGUGCAGGACAAUUUCAACAAAUGGAUCAGAAUUCCCAAUCUACUCAGAAUGUUUUGAAUCCCUCGCAACAAUUUCAGCAAGAAAGGGAUAAUUCUGAUACUCUUAGCUUUGACGAAAUUCUCGAGUCGAAAUUGGAUUGGCAUGAUCUUUGGAAAUGUCUUGAUAAUAAUUCGCAAGAUUCACCUUCUGAUAGUCUUUCCAUGAGUGAUUCACAACAAUUUCAACAACGGAAUCAGUCUCUGCCACCGUCUUCUCCUAUUGGCCUUCAUAAUAUUUCACAGCAAUUUCAGCAUCAAUGGAAUCAAGAUUUCGAGUUGGAACGGGAAGAAAUUAUGAAAUUUAUGGGUUUUAAUUCGCAACAAAUUCAGCAACAGCGUGACUUCAAAUACAACUUCCGCAUCCUCGAUGAAAUUAUAGAAGAGAUUCGCAAGUACUUCAGCGACAGCAAUGUGCAGUAAUCUUCUCCAGUUAAUCCCCUUUCUUCUGCUUCUUUUAACCUUCCGAAUCUUCUCACCAGCGGCUCGCAGAAAUUUCAACAAGGGGAAGAUCUCUAUUUUCGCCUCCUGACAAAUUUCAAGAUGUUAUGAGGAACAAUUUACAGCAGUAAUUUAAGCUGCCCUUUCUUUCUUUCUUUCUUUCUUCUUUUGUGAUUAUGUAUUAACACAUCUCCAUGACAAAGAGAGUGGGUGUCAUUAUUUGAGUCCACGUGGCACUGUAAUGUAUAGGCCACUGUGCAACAAGGCCAGUCAAUGUGGACCAGUUUAUUUUCAUGGCAUCAUAGCAUUUCCUAUACAUGGAGUAGUGGAAAUUAUUUAUAGAUAUGUUAUGGUGUGAAGCAUGACUAUUUGUUUUAGCAUAAUUAUACUAAUGUCUAUCU
Molecule: messenger RNA, 1563 nt
Organism: Cryptomeria japonica (Japanese cedar)
Lineage: Eukaryota; Viridiplantae; Streptophyta; Pinopsida; Cupressales; Cupressaceae
Exons: 4
Coding region: 116-1144 (342 amino acids)
Source: RefSeq, a predicted model, not a curated record